Molecule: messenger RNA, 1143 nt
Organism: Camelina sativa (false flax)
Lineage: Eukaryota; Viridiplantae; Streptophyta; Magnoliopsida; Brassicales; Brassicaceae
Biological process (GO): translation
Cellular component (GO): ribosome; cytosolic small ribosomal subunit
Molecular function (GO): RNA binding; structural constituent of ribosome
Source: RefSeq, a predicted model, not a curated record
CAGCUAGGGCUUUCUCAUUCUCAUCACUCAAAACAACAAACUCAUCGCAGCCUCUCCUUAAAAACUCAUCGCAAAAAUGGCUGAACGUGGUGGAGAACGUGGCGGCGCUGGUGGAGACCGUGGUGGUUUCGGACGUGGAAUCGGAGGAGGUGGCCGUGGAGAUCGUGGUGACCGUGGAAGAGGUGGACCAAGAGGCCGUGGUGGUCGACGUGGAGGCCGAGCCACUGAAGAACAGAAAUGGGUUCCAGUGACCAAGCUUGGUCGUCUCGUGCAAACCGGAGAGAUCAAGAAGCUAGAGCAGAUCUACCUUCACUCACUCCCGGUUAAGGAGUACCAGAUCAUUGAUACCCUUGUUGGUCCUUCAUUGAAGGAUGAAGUGAUGAAGAUCAUGCCUGUUCAGAAACAAACCAGAGCUGGUCAAAGGACUCGAUUCAAGGCCUUUGUUGUCGUCGGAGAUGGUAAUGGUCAUGUUGGUUUGGGAGUGAAAUGCUCCAAGGAGGUUGCUACGGCUAUUAGAGGAGCGAUUAUUCUCGCUAAGCUCUCUGUUGUCCCAGUUAGGAGAGGUUACUGGGGUAACAAGAUCGGGAAGCCACAUACGGUUCCUUGUAAGGUGACUGGCAAGUGUGGAUCUGUUACAGUGAGGAUGGUUCCUGCUCCUCGUGGUGCUGGUAUUGUGGCUGCUAGAGUUCCUAAGAAGGUUCUUCAAUUCGCUGGAAUUGAUGAUGUUUUCACUUCUUCCAGGGGAUCCACCAAGACUCUUGGAAACUUUGUCAAGGCUACAUUCGACUGUCUUCAGAAGACAUACGGAUUCCUUACACCAGAGUUCUGGAAAGAGACGAGAUUUGUUAAAUCCCCAUACCAGGAGUACACAGAUCUCUUGGCGUCCAAGGCUCUUCCGAGCAACAAAGUGGCGACCGAUGUUGAAGACCAAGCCUAGAUAAAGCUCUCAGCUAUAUAUGGGUUUUUCGUUGAUGAGUUAAUUUUGGUUGAACUUUUGGUUAGUAUAUGUUGCUGGAUUGUGCACCCUAUGUUUUUCAUCUGUUCUGUUUUACAUUUGCUCAGUUUUUCAUUAUGGGAUCCACCUCUUAUUAAUGUUCUAGUUUUGCUUUUUAUUAUGUUGAGAAAAAAAAAGGUUUGAAUCCA